UAAAGUAGGACUUUUAUUUUGCCAUUUAGCGGAAGUGCCUCUUGUUGAUUCACACAUGGCGUUCACGCAGAAAUGCUGGAUUUGUGACUGAGCGCUGUUGUUUUGUAUUUUACACAGACAUGGCAGGAACAGAGAUGGACCCUGAAGUGGCCCGGGGCUUAUUUGAAGAAGGAGCCACUCUUGUCUUACUCGGUGUUCCCGAGGGUACAGAGUUGGGGCUCGACUACAAAACCUGGACUUUGGGCCCCCGGUUCUGCGGGGUGAAGAUGAUUCCUCCCGGGCUCCACUUCCUCCACUACUGCUCCGUCAGCACGAGUGGAGCCUGUGGGGAAAUCAGCCCCAAAACUGGCCUGUUCCUGUCCCUGAAACCCCGCGAGGUGCUUGUGGCCCACUGGAACCAGGCUGAAGAUGACCUGGAGAUCUCUCAGAGCCCGGAGGAGGUGGAGCGCGUACGGGCCAAUCUCCGGGAGCUGGACGGGUAUCUGGGCCCAUAUCCCUACGACACCCUCCGGAAGUGGGUUUCGCUGACGAACCGACUCAGUCAGGAGGUGGCCAGCGCUCUCCAGCCUCUCAGCGGGCGCGUGUGUGCCUUCAGCGACGUGAUCCCAGAACUGCAGCUGACCCACACUAAAGACCGGGCCGAGCAGAACCUGCCCCGACUCCAUCAGGAGUGCCAGAGCAUGAAGGAGGGCCUGGAGCGGCUGCCCCGGAUGAAGCACAGGGAAGGCACAGAGCUGAGGUUCUCCCACAUCCCCAAACAGGCGUACCCUCCCGGGGCGACCCCGGCUCAGAUCACACAGUAUAGCAUGGACUGGACCUACUCUCUCAACUGCGUGCUCGAGAGACAUUAUAAAGAGCAGCCGCUCGAUGUGCUAGGCGAGCUGCAGUUUGCGUUUGUGUGUUUCCUGCUUGGGAACGUGUACGAGGCGUUCGAGCACUGGAAGAGCCUGCUGGCUCUCCUGUGCCGCUGCGAGGAGGCCAUGCGGGAGCGCCGGGACCUGUACCUCGGCCUCGUCGCUGUGCUCUACCACCAGCUGGGAGAAAUCCCUCCAGACUUCUUUGUGGACAUCGUGUCCCAGAACAACUUCCUCACCUCCACACUUCAGGACUUCUUCCAGUUCGCCAGCGGCCCCGGGGUCGACAGCACAUUACGGAAGAGAGCUGAAAAAUUUAAAGUCCAUCUGACCAAAAAGUUCCGCUGGGACUUCGAUGCGGAUCCGGAUGAAUGUGCUCCGGUGGUGGUGGAGCUUCCCGAGGGACUCGCGCUGGACUGAGGCACUUCAACGCACACACACACGCACAUUCUCUCAUCACAGACUACAGUUUUCAGGAUAGUCUCCUGUUCUUGUGAAUUGCUUCUUCUUUGACCAUUUAAUUUUUAUUAAAGCUGAUUCUUUCACAUUGUU
Messenger RNA from Pimephales promelas (fathead minnow), 1406 nucleotides. It is a transcript of the gene aar2, whose product is annotated as AAR2 splicing factor. The record is from RefSeq and is a predicted model, not a curated record. Gene Ontology annotation, biological process: spliceosomal tri-snRNP complex assembly. Lineage: Eukaryota; Metazoa; Chordata; Actinopteri; Cypriniformes; Leuciscidae.